Molecule: messenger RNA, 407 nt
Organism: Rhodotorula graminis WP1
Lineage: Eukaryota; Fungi; Basidiomycota; Microbotryomycetes; Sporidiobolales; Sporidiobolaceae
Exons: 3
Source: RefSeq, a predicted model, not a curated record
UUUCCUGUGAGACAGAGGACUCUUUACACCGCGAGACGCUACAGAGAGAGAGACAGAGAGAAAUAAGAGAGUCGGCGGUACGAGGGGAGAGACAGAGAGUGCGCGGGAAGGAAGUCGGAAGGGGACGAGGAGAGAGAAGGCCCGAGUGGACGAGGUGAAGGGAGGGGCACAGGGAAAAGACGACGAGGGCGCACGAGAACCUGCUCUAUGCCUCGACCUCGCGUGCUGCGCCGACGAGACGGAGCGAGGUGCGCGCGUUGAGCGUCGUGAUGAUGCCCGCUUUGGCGAUCGAGACCGUCUGCUGCUCCUGCGAGCGGCGAACGGCGCACACGCUCCUCGUCGAGUCGGACAUCUUGUCGAACUCGUCGAUGCAGCACACGCCGCCGUCGGACAGGACGAGAGCGCCA